CAAAGAUCGGUUGUAAACUUUCUCCAUACACCUCUACAUUUCCCAUUAACUCACUCGCUCCUUCUUAUAACAUCAACUAUGUCUGAUUUCGGAAGCUAUGGAGGUGGUUCAAUGGAAGCCAAGAAGCAACAGGUUAUGGACCAGGUUCGCAGCGAGCUUGCCCUUGCUAAUGCCCAGGAGUUGAUCAAUAAAAUCAACGAGAAGUGCUUCGCAAGGUGCGUGCCAAAACCCAGUACCAAGUUGAGUGGCGGAGAACAGGAUUGCCUUUCCAAGUGCAUGGAUCGCUACAUGGAGGCAUGGAACAUUGUUUCCCGCACUUACAUUAACCGUGUUCAGCGUGAGUCGCAGAACAUGGGUGGAAGCCUCUAAAUCAAACAAAUCCUCAAUAGUUAGGUCCCUUUUAUAUGUCUUUUUUUUUUU
Messenger RNA from Lobosporangium transversale, 420 nucleotides. Its product is annotated as Tim10/DDP family zinc finger-domain-containing protein. The record is from RefSeq and is a predicted model, not a curated record. The coding region runs from base 79 to 369 and encodes 96 amino acids. NCBI's taxonomy places the organism in Eukaryota, Fungi, Mortierellomycota, Mortierellomycetes, Mortierellales, Mortierellaceae. The transcript has 4 exons.